This is a messenger RNA of Cucurbita maxima (winter squash), 2553 nucleotides long. RefSeq names its product PHD finger protein At1g33420. Lineage: Eukaryota; Viridiplantae; Streptophyta; Magnoliopsida; Cucurbitales; Cucurbitaceae. The coding region runs from base 178 to 2286 and encodes 702 amino acids. The transcript has 5 exons. The record is from RefSeq and is a predicted model, not a curated record.
GAAAAAAAAAAAAAAGAUUCCAAGAACCCGAACCGAAAGGGGGCGAAGAAAAAAACCCUAAACCGCUAUCGUUGUUGAACCUUCCUCCCCCGAUCUCUGAGUCUAACCCUAAUCUCCGCCGUCUGUUUCUCUCUUCUUCCUUGGAUUCAGCCUCUUUUUCAUCCCCAUCUCUCAGCUAUGGUCGUUAACGCCCGUCCCCUCAAGAGAAUGAAGAGACGUGUUACUGCUGAUCUCUUCGACUUCCUCUCUUUCCCUUCCUCCUCCAUGUCCACCUCCGCCACCGAUCAUGAUUCCGACCACGACCACCUCUUCACCGGCCCCUUCCGGACCAACGUCCACACCUUCCUCACCAACCACGCCCUCCCUCCUCCCCCUUCUUCCCUCUUCCCUCACCUCCUCACCUGGCAGAUCCUCUUCCGCGUCGGCGACCUCGUCGACGGCCCCGAUUCUCAACCCGCCGUCGUUUAUCUCGAUAUUGUCGAGGAGGACGUCGCCAGAUCCAGAUCCGUCUACUGCGAUCAGUGCCGUGUUGUUGGGUGGAGUGCACAUCCUGUGUGUGCCAAACGAUACCAUUUCAUAAUAAAAGCUAAUGGAAGCUCCAUUGGAGGAUAUCAUAAGCCAUGUAUGUGCUGUGGAGACGUCUUGCAUCUCUCCGAGUCCAAAUGCAAGUCGUGCAAUCAUGUAACAAGCACAGAUGAUGUUGAAGACUGGGUGUACCAGCAGCUAGAGAACAAUACUCAUCUUUUACAUGCUGUGGUUCACUCAAAUGGUUAUGGACACCUUCUCAGAGUCAAUGGAAGAGAGGGUGGUUCAAGGCACUUAUCAGGAUGCCAUAUCAUGGAUUUUUGGGAUCGAUUUUGUAAAAUGCUUGGAGUGAGAAAGGUAAGUGUGAUGGAUGUGUCUAAGAAGUAUGGGCUUGAGUACCGGAUGCUUCAUGCCAUCACCAAGGGCCAUCCAUGGUAUGGCGAGUGGGGUUAUGAAUUUGGUGCUGGUAGUUUUGGAGUGACUCUUGAUGCCUACAAAAUGGCUGUUGGAACCCUCUCCAGCCUUCCUCUCUCAAUCGUUACAUCACAAGGACGGAAGCCUCGUUCUCAACUUCAGGACAUAAUUUCAUAUUAUCAGUCUUUGUCAGAGCGUAAGCUUGUUAAUGUGAGAGAUCUCUUCAGGUUUCUGAUGAGCUUAAUUCAUAACAUUCGUAAGUCAUCGUCAACCAUUAAUGAUGUAACGGAUGAAAAGCAGCAGUCAAGGGUCUUGUGCUCGUGGACUAGAAGUGAUGUUACACGUGUUGAAGAAGCAAUGUUGAAAGUGCUGCAUGCAGUAUCUGGGUCAAAUUGGGUAAGUUGGCGCACCCUUAGAGGUGCUGUGUGCAAAGCAGGUCCCCCUGAACUUCUUGAUUAUUGCCUUAAGAAUCUUGGGGGUAAAGUAUCAUCUGAUGGGAUGGUUGUUAAUUCUCAUCGCAAUCCUCAAUCAGGUGCUUUUGAAUACAGGCUCGAACCGGGCAAUGUUUCAUCGAAUACAGCCACUGAUUGCACCGUGUCCUCCCUCUCUAGCUUCCCAUCUGAAGAAAAUCUUCUGUUGGACUUAAGGUUUUUGUACGAUGCCAUGCUUCAUCCACAUUCUAUGGUAAACUAUGGGCCCCAGGCAACAAGGGAUGCAGCGGUGAGCUCAGCCGUGAAGCUGAUAGACUGCAAGCAGUUUGUAAAAGAUUAUAAACCUGAGAAGCUACUGACCAAGUUGAAUCCUUUUUCGAUAUGCCUCUCAUGUGAGGUUGAAGUUGUGGAAGACUCGAAAGACAACUCCUCAAGACCUCCUCCGGAACUAGUUGUACUUCCAUCUAAUGCAACCAUGUCUGACCUGAAGCUUGAAGCAUCAAAAGCUUUCCAAGAUGUUUACUUGAUGUUCAAAAGAUUUCAAGUAGAAGAAAUAGUCGACCAUGGCGGUGUAGAUGAUUCCACCCAGGUCAAGCUAUUAUUUGGACAAACCGAAUCAGUACGUGUGAGAGGAAGAUGUCAAGGGAAAAUGGCACUGAACAGGUUCCGAAUGGAGAGGGGAUUGGAAAGGUGGACUGUGGACUGCAGUUGCGGAGCCAAGGACGAUGAUGGGGAGAGAAUGCUAGCUUGUGACUUGUGCAACAUUUGGUGGCAUACGAGAUGCUCAGGGAUUCAAGACUCGGACAAUGUCCCAGGGAAAUUUGUAUGUUAUAAAUGCAGAAGCUCGAUCGUUGCAAUGAAUACGAAUGGAGAAAUGGAGACGGAUACUCUAUCUAGACUAGGCUAUGUUAAUUGAGAUUUUUAAUUUGUAUAUAGUUUUGGUUUUGGGUUUUUGUUGGGGAGGGCAAGGGAGAGGAGGGACGAAAAGUUGAUUGAUUGUUGUUAGGGGGUAGUGAAUGUGUAGAUGUGGUGAGAAGUUGGGCCAAAAUCAGUGAUUAGAUUUGUUGUUUCCUGGUUUUGUUAUUCUUGUGUAUAUGUUCAACUGAUAGGCGAAACUUGGGAUUUAUAUGACAACCACUGAAGGAAAAAAAAUACAAAACAAAACAAACAAAUGAGAAGAGAG